Archocentrus centrarchus (flier cichlid) is the source of this 2667-nucleotide messenger RNA. RefSeq names its product mitochondrial ribosomal protein L9 (gene mrpl9). The record is from RefSeq and is a predicted model, not a curated record. NCBI's taxonomy places the organism in Eukaryota, Metazoa, Chordata, Actinopteri, Cichliformes, Cichlidae. Gene Ontology annotation, molecular function: structural constituent of ribosome. Gene Ontology annotation, biological process: translation. The coding region runs from base 188 to 1057 and encodes 289 amino acids. Gene Ontology annotation, cellular component: ribosome. The transcript has 7 exons.
GGUGGGGUCCUCUUACGCCGCACAACAAGCGACGCUAGCAGGCGUGCUGUAGUCAGGUGAGAGGUGAAUUUACAGUGACUGAAGAUAAACUGAUGGUAAAGGUGCUGCAGGAAGGCUUGCCCUGGACCUCUCACUCUGAUUCUUGAGUGAAAGCGUUGAAGAUAUUGAGCUGGGGGGCUGCGGGAGCAUGUGGAGCCGUCGCGUCCUUCAGACUCUGCUCAGCCGGCCUGCCUCCAGGAGCUUCUCCCUGACUGCUGCUCAGAACACAGUUGUGGUGGAGCGAUGGUGGCAAGUGCCCUUGUCCAAAGUAGGGAGUCCGCCGAGGCUUCACCCACGAAGACACAGAAUCUAUAAGCUGGUCGAAGAUACCAAACACGCUCCUAAGGAGAAGAUGGAGCUCAUCCUGACUGAGACGGUACCGAAGCUCGGUGGGCGAGGAGACACCGUGUUUGUGAGAAAGUCUGUUGGGCGAAAUAAGCUGCUGGCUCAAGGUCUCGCAGUGUAUCCAUCUCCAGAGAAUAAACAGCUGUUUGCUGAGGAGCUACGCCUUUUACGUGAGGGGAAGCCUGAGGAGAGAAUCCAAACCCGCACAGGACAACUGACGGUAGAGCUCCUAAAAUGCUCCAAGCUUAAGAUAAACAAAAUGCCCCCUGAGGAGUUUCAGCUCAAUAAAGAAGUUGUCUGCAGACAGUUUGCCAAGAAGUUGGGGAUUGUGGUGCCACCUCAUGCACUGAGUCUUCCAUUUGAACCUAUUAAGGAUCCAGGUGACUACUGGUGCGAUGUUACGGUUAAUGGGUUGGACACAGUUCGCAUUCCCAUGUCUCUGCUGCCAUAUGAAGAUCCGUCUGCAAGCUUUCAGCGUCAGUUGAAAGCACAGAGGCGGCAGCAGCAGGCAGAUAUUUCAGAAGCUGCUGAUGAGACGGACGCAGUUUUACAGACUGUUUCUGACGCAGCAGCGGAGGCCGAGGCUGGUGAAGAGCUAUCAGGACCUGCUGGAGCAGCUAUGCAGACAGAAGACACAACAGCACCACCAAGUGGAAGCCUGAAAAAAGAUUAACGGACUCAAAAUGUGGAUGUUGUUUGCCUGUAAUACACACGUGCAUAGCAAUAACUGUGUGUCUAUGUGGUUAUUUCAAAAGUCAGUACAAUCCCCAGAAUGCAGCUUUCUGAUUGUUUUGAACAAAUCAUUAAAUAUUCAUCCAUCUCCUGAUGCUUCCCUGGGUCCGGGUUGCAGGGGCAGCAGUCUAAGUAGAGAUACCCACACCUUCCUUUCCCCAUCCACCUCCUCCAGGAGACACCGAGCGGUAUAAUAUUCCCAGUGUCUCCUCCUUUCAUUGUGGAGGAGUAGCAGCUCCACCCUUGGGCUCUCUGGAAUGACCAGGCUGCUCACCGUACUGCUAAGGGAGAUCCCAGACAACCCCUUGCAGACAGCUCAUUUCCACUGAAGUCUUAAUCUUUGUCCUUACCCAGAGUUUGUGGCCAUAGGUGAGAGUAGGAAAGUAGAACCACUCAACUGAUAGCUUCACUUUCAUGCUCUGCUCUCUUCACAACAGGCCAGUUCAGCAUCUGCACACAGCAGAUGCCGCUCCACUCUUUCUUCAGUCGUGAGCAAAACACUGAGAUACUUAGACUCCACUUUAAAAUACAUUGUUUGGUUUUUUAAUUCAAUUUUGGGGUUAGAAUAAAUAGGCAAACCUGGUGGAACAUUUUACAUCAAAGCAAAUGUCUCAGUGAGAUAAUCUGAUCUUUUAUUUUACGGCAUAUAUCAGUAUUAUUGUGAUGGUAGCAAUAAGGCAUUUAAAGGGUAAGGAUUCAGGAAAAUCAAAACUUUAUGAAUUUUAAACAACACACAAAAGUGAAUCAUAAACCAAAAAAGGGCAUCCCUGCAAUGCCAUUAAAUACGUCCAUGUUAGUGGGUACCAACACAAAAACUGCUAAUACAGUUGUGUGGUUUGCGAGUCUGAACAUGAAACUUGUUGAAAUCAAAAGGCUGCAUUUUAUUCUCUUGUCUCGUGGGUGUAAGGAAAGGAUAUGUGAUUAGUCUAUCAGCUUCUUUGUUCUGGCAGUGUUUUAAAAUAUAAUUCAGAUGUGGUAUUUAAGAUCUGAGGCAGAUCAGGUUGUGUACUUAUUGUUACAGGUAGCGGCCUCCAAGUACACACAUUUAGAAGUGUCUGAAAAUGCAACUUAUGAAAUGUAUUGCAUUUAAAAGGAACCAGGCUCAGGAUUUAACACUACUUCUGUUGGGACAGUGAACAUAAUACUCAUGGAGGCUUGUCUGUUGCUUUGAUAAAGAAAGACCAAACACUCUUACACAGAGAGUCAAGAGCUAUAUAAAAAGCAUCUUUUUUUUUUAAAACUGAUUUCCAUCUGAAGAAAAAAAAAAACUGAACUCACUAAAUUUUCCCCAAAUUUUUGUUAAAAAAAUUGUUGAAAAUUAAUGUAAUCUCCAUUUAUAAGAUUUUUGCUGACAGUGAUUUUGCUCUUAAAGAAGCACCACUGGGUGGAUGCUGCUGCUAUGUUAAAAAUCGGCUGGAUUUAUGGUCUUGAAUGUAGCUUCAGAAUAAGCUGAAAAUGAGGUUCAUGUUUGGUUUUCUGGUACGGUUUACUGGAACAAUAAGAAGCAAACAGUUUUUUUUUUUUUCAAUAAAGCAUUUACAAACAAAAGUA